AUGGCUUUUAUGAUAACAGAUUUAGGCAUCUUAAUAAAGAAGUACACGGAGAUAAAAAAUAUCAACAGUGUGUUUGAUAAAGCAGUUUCUCUAAUACAUGCUAUGAGAAGAGAGCAAUUACAACCAACCAAUCGACCUCUCGAUACAAUUGCAAGACAAUGUCUUCUCAUAGGGGAUAUUGAUAAAUAUAAUACUAGAACUGAUGAGUUACAAAGAAAUUUAAAUGUUUCGUAA
Messenger RNA from Nakaseomyces glabratus, 234 nucleotides. RefSeq lists its product as uncharacterized. The record is from RefSeq and is a predicted model, not a curated record. Lineage: Eukaryota; Fungi; Ascomycota; Saccharomycetes; Saccharomycetales; Saccharomycetaceae.